This is a messenger RNA of Pteropus alecto (black flying fox), 1907 nucleotides long. It is a transcript of the gene CDK10, whose product is annotated as cyclin dependent kinase 10. The coding region runs from base 521 to 1507 and encodes 328 amino acids. Gene Ontology annotation, cellular component: nucleus. NCBI's taxonomy places the organism in Eukaryota, Metazoa, Chordata, Mammalia, Chiroptera, Pteropodidae. The transcript is spliced from 12 exons. The record is from RefSeq and is a predicted model, not a curated record. Gene Ontology annotation, biological process: regulation of mitotic cell cycle; protein phosphorylation. Gene Ontology annotation, molecular function: ATP binding; cyclin-dependent protein serine/threonine kinase activity.
GUGUGAGUGGCCCACGUGGGAGGCCGGGGGCUCGGCAGAGUCCCGUCGUAGCUGUGCCAGGGCUGGAGGGAGGUCAGCACCGUCGCUCCACAGCCGGGCAAAGCCCGUACCCGUGAUUACCUGUCUGAACAAUGGAGCAUCAGAUGGCUGACGUGUAGCCUUGAGUGGCCGCAGCUGUCACAGCAGUCAGGUGCAGCGUCUGCGCUCCCGCUGCUAAGUGUUUGGAAUCUGCACAAGUCAGCUCAAUGCUUUGGGGAGCCAUCUUUGCACAAAACAAGGGUCCUUUUUCCUACACAAAGUACCUCAUAUGCCGUUAGAACGUGGUAACAGCACACAGCAGCGAUCUGCAUCCCAACUCUAAGAGACUCACAGGGAGCUUGUUCAGCCGGGCUCCCGGUACCCAGCCCAGAGGAGCACUCUACGGGGGCAUGUGUCUAGGGGGGCCCAAGCAUCACCACGGUGCAGUUGCCAAGAAAGAGGGAGGGAACCCCCCGAUUUUAGGAAGAGGCUGGGGCGCGGCAUGAGGCCGUGUGCCGGCUCCGAGUCCGUCACAGAGGUUCCCCCUGCAGACCGGGCCCGGGACACCCAGACGGACGAGAUCGUGGCGCUGAAGAAAGUGCGCAUGGACAAGGAGAAGGACGGAGUCCCCAUCAGCAGCCUUCGAGAGAUCACACUGCUCCUGCGCCUUCGCCACCCCAAUAUCGUGGAGCUGAAGGAGGUGGUCGUGGGGAACCACCUGGAGAGCAUAUUCCUGGUGAUGGGUUACUGUGAGCAAGACCUGGCCAGCCUUCUGGAGAACAUGCCGACGCCCUUCUCAGAGGCCCAGGUCAAGUGCAUUGUGCUGCAGGUGCUCCGGGGCCUCCAGUACCUACACCAGAACUUCAUCAUCCACAGGGACCUGAAGGUCUCCAACUUGCUCAUGACCGAUAAGGGCUGUGUAAAGACAGCGGAUUUCGGCCUGGCCCGGGCCUAUGGCAUCCCAGUGAAGCCAAUGACCCCCAAGGUAGUCACUCUGUGGACCACUGGCACUCGGUACCGAGCCCCAGAACUGCUGCUGGGCACUGCCACGCAGACCACCAGCAUCGACAUGUGGGCCAUGGGCUGCGUCCUGGCUGAGCUGCUGGCCCACAAGCCCCUCCUCCCCGGCACUUCCGAGAUCCACCAGGUGGACCUGAUCGUGCAGCUGCUGGGGACGCCCAGCGAGAACAUCUGGCCGGGCUUCUCCCAGCUGCCGCUUGUUGGCCAGUACAGCCUGAGGAAGCAGCCGUACAACAACCUGAAGCACCGCUUCCCCUGGCUGUCGGAGGCCGGCCUGCGCCUGCUGCACCUGCUCUUCAUGUACGACCCGAAGAAAAGGGCAACGGCCGGGGACUGCCUGGAGAGCUCCUACUUCAAGGAGAAACCCCUGCCCUGCGAGCCGGAGCUCAUGCCCACCUUCCCCCACCAUCGGAAUAAGCGGGCUGCCCCGGCCACGUCGGAGAGCCAGAGCAAGCGCUGCAGGCCCUGAAGGCUUCUGGGACUCGGCUCGUCCCUUGUCUGGGACUGACCACGCUGCGUCCUGCCAUUUCUGCCCAUCGCUGCGCUGGAACAGCAGGGUGUGGGUGUGGGGUGACAGCUGGGUACACUCGGAAGGGCCUGGAUACUUGAGGCUGCUCCAUCCCAGGCUGUGGUGGCCAUGCUAGGUCCCGUCCGGUGCCACACUCACUGAAAUAUGUAGACCACUCAUGGCUAUUCGUGUCCUUGGUUGGCCACCAAGGUCUUUCUGGGGCAGGGAGAGCCUGUGGUGACUCCCUGGGCAGGGCUGGCAGGACCCAAGGUGAGGAGGGGUGUAGGGUACAGCCAGCCUGGCUGGGCUGGGUUAUGGUUCGUGCUGAUAGGAACUCAGAGAUAAAAGCUUUCUUGACACA